AUGGAGGAGGAACCAUUAGCCGGGGAAUCGCCAUCGCUCUCCAAUACAAAUGGCUGCUCCACCGCAGUGGCGGAUCGCAAGGAGCGUGUACGAGUCACGGGCCAGCGAAAGGGCGGCACGCUGCUGGAGCUGCUCGAGUGGGUCGUCUCCACAGGCGAGGAAGACAUGAUGUGGAGCUACUUGAGCACCUAUCGCAUCUUCGCGCCGCCCUUGCAGCUGCUCAAGAUGUGGAUGGGCAUGUACACAACCUACGCGGCGGACAGUGACGACUACAGCCGCGAGUUCAACCACCGGAUGGUCCUCUUCAUGCGCUACUGGGUCGACCACUUCUUUGACCAGGACUUCAAGGACAAGCCUGCAUUUUACGAGCUUGUGGAUUUCAUCAACAAGAAUCUGCCGCGGGAGGAGGCCAACAAGCUCAAGCUGGCGUUCGUGAAGUCUAGCGGCAUAAAGAGCAUCCCCAUGCUGAGUAUCGGGGCUCCUGCGAAGCCACGCGGGCCUCUCUCGCCCUCGGGCUUCCGGUCCCCGACACCGCGGAGUGCAGGCCAGUCUGGCCCGCAACGGACGGUGUACAUAGAGGAUCUCUCGCCCAGCGAGAUUGCCAUCAAUCUCACCGCCAUUGAGUUCGCCUGCUUUGAGAAGGUGCGGCCGGAGGAGCUGUUUCAUAUGAACUGGCAGAAGCCGGAACGAGAAACGUUGGCGCCCAACAUCUCCUCCCUCACGCAGCGCUUCAAUCAGGUGAGCUUUUGGGUGGCGACCGAGGUGGUGACGGCGCCCACGCCCAAGCAGAGGGUCGACAUACUGAAGAAAUUCAUCAAGUCAGCUCAGAAACUGCGAGCGCUCAACAAUUUUAAUUCUGUGAUGGAGGUCGUUGCUGGUCUGAACAACUCCUCCGUCCAGCGCCUCAAGGGGCUGUGGAAUGUACGUGGUGAUGGGUGGCUGUGGCUGUGGCUGUGGCUGUGGCUGUGGCUGUGGCUGUGGCUGUGGCUGUGGCUGUGGCUGUGGCUGUGGCUGUGGCUGUGGCUGUGGCUGUGGCUGUGGCUGACGCAUCCUUUCAUGCUUCCGUCGCAGUAUCUGGCACGGUUCGACGACCUCGACAAGCUCAUGAACCCCUCGCAGAACUUCAAGCUCUACAGGGAGGAAGUGCGCCAGGUCGACUUUCCUGCCAUCCCCUAUUUUGCGCCGACAUUGCGUGACGUGACGUUCAUAUACGAUGGCAACCGCGAAUACAUAUCGCCCGGCAAGAUCAACUUUGAGAUCAUGGAUCUGUUGGGUUGUCAGGUUCGCGAGCUGCUGCGGUACCAGAGGGUUCCCUACAACCUGCUCACGGACUACAACGUGCUCAACUACCUCAAGAGCGUUCGCCCGAUGGACGAGGACAUCCUUCGAAAAUUUUCGUUCAAAGCCGAGCCGGCGGGUCCCACGGGCAUCGCGAAGGAGCCGCGCCUGCGCGAGGGAUCGCUGAGCAGUCCGCUGUCCAAGUCCGACUCGGACUUCUCGCUCUUCAACUCCUCCGAGGAAUUCGACCCCGCGGCGGGCGACGCCUCCACGCCGCGAGACGAACUCUACAUGCAAGUGGAGCGGCUGGCGGCGGGCCGAGGCGAACCGCCCACGGGCGGCGGGGGCAGGCGCUACUUCAGCCUCUAUCUCACCCCCGACACGAGCGGACCCUACGCCGCGCUCAACUCCCCCCGAAGUCGAAAAUCGGCCGAGCUUGUGCGCGAGUCCGAGCAGAUCACUCCGCGCAUGAGGUCCAAGUCCGUAGCGGCGGGCGAUUCAGAGAGCGCCGGUUCUCUCACGGGUACCCUCGUCUGGGUUUAG
Acanthamoeba castellanii str. Neff is the source of this 1821-nucleotide messenger RNA. Its product is annotated as RasGEF domain containing protein. The record is from RefSeq and is a predicted model, not a curated record. Gene Ontology annotation, molecular function: guanyl-nucleotide exchange factor activity. Gene Ontology annotation, cellular component: plasma membrane. The transcript has 15 exons. Bases 1 to 1821 code for a protein of 606 amino acids. NCBI's taxonomy places the organism in Eukaryota, Discosea, Longamoebia, Acanthamoebidae. Gene Ontology annotation, biological process: positive regulation of GTPase activity; Ras protein signal transduction.